This is a messenger RNA of Mesocestoides corti, 225 nucleotides long. Lineage: Eukaryota; Metazoa; Platyhelminthes; Cestoda; Cyclophyllidea; Mesocestoididae. The record is from the annotation of a GenBank genome assembly.
CGGCUUCGCCGUGGUGUGAUGCGUGGUGGGACUGCAGCUACUGGCCUCUCGAAGAAAGUCCCGAGUCAUUCCAAGAACCUCAUGGAAGACGUUUUUGACGAGCAAUAUGAACAGGAGUUGAAACAGCAAGUGGACGCCGAGGUGGCUGCCUACGCGAAGACUGCGGAGAAGUUGGAAGCAGCCAUCAAAGCCGGUGAUGUGGACCUGAAGAACCUGCAGCACUGA